AUGGCGAAACUAUCAGAGUUUGAGGAUAAGGGAUCAGGGUGGGCUUUUGAAAAAAUAAUAUCGUUGGAGGUUAAUAUUAACAAAUAUGAAAUCGGGAAUGGGGCUUCAUCCUUCAUUAAGCUACCGGAUCAAAUCCGAAAUAAAAACGCGUGUAUCAAUGUAAAAAACAAUGAUGAAGCUUGCUUUUUUUGGAGUAUAGUUUCAGCGCUGUAUCCUGCAAAAGCGAGUUCUGAUCGGACUAGUUCGUAUCCACAUUACACAACUGUCUUAAAUGUUGAUGGUUUGGAAACGCCAAUGACUAUUGGAGGCAUUUCGAAAUUUGAAAAACCAAAUGGCAUCUCUGUAAACGUUUAUGGGCUGGAAAUGAAUGUCACUAAAGAAAAAACAUUUUACGUAACAAUACCGUUAAGGUUGUGUAAAAUUAAAUUAGCUAGACAUGUAAAUUUGCUGAUGGUACAAGAUAAAUAUUUUCCAAAAUUAAACGAUUAUGAGGCGCCUAUUGAGGAUGAUGAAUUUGUAGAUAUCAAAUACCAUUAUUGCAUGAUAAAGAAUCUGUCUCGGCUUUUAUCUAGUCAAACAAGCAAUCAUAAACGUAAAAUAUUUGUAUGCGAUAGAUGUCUAAAUUAUUUUAACAGUUUUGACAGACUAAAUGAUCAUGCAAAAUAUUGUGAGAGAAUCAACGACUGCAAAGUUUCAUUUCCACCAUAUCAACAUGUUGAAUUUAAAAAUCAUGUGUAUAAACAGACAACGCCUUUUGUUGUCUAUGCAGACUUUGAAGCAAUGCUACAAAAAAUUAAAAAUGGACCGCUUAAAAGUAAAACAAUUAAAGAUCAGGAGCAUAAAGCCUUUAGCGCCGGGUAUUAUGUCAAAUGUUCUUACGAUGAAUCCUUAUCUUUUUAUCGAAGCUACGCAGGUACGGACUGUCUAGACUGGUUUGCCAAGGAAAUGUCUGAUUUGGCAAUGUUUGUACAUGGAAAGAUAAAGCAUAUUGAGCCCAUGAAUAUUAAACCAAACACUAAUGGAGCAACUGAUUGUCAUAUUUGUGAGAAGCGCUUUACACCCACAGAUACAAUUGUGGUUGAUCAUGACCAUUUUAACGGGCAAGUACGCGGAUUUGCACACCAAGUGUGUAAUCUUAAUUUUAGAAAACAGUUUGUUGUUCCGAUUUUUUUUCAUAAUCUUAGCGGUUACGACUCACAUUUCAUGAUAAGACAAUUGGCGAAAAAAGGAAGUAUCAGCCUACUCCCAAUAAACAAGGAAAGAUAUAUUUCCUUUACUCUGAAUGAUACAGAAUCCAAAGUUAAGUUGAGGUUUGUUGAUUCAUUGAGAUUUUUGAAUUCCUCACUGGAUAAACUGGCAACCACAUUAAAUACAGAAGAUUUAAGGUACUUGGCUCGAGAAUUUCCAAAUGCCGCUCCUGAACAAAUAGAGCUAUUGAGAAGAAAAGGCGUAUUCCCAUAUGAAUACAUUGAUUCUAUGGAUAGGUUAAAGGAAACUCAACUCCCAUCUAUUGAUAAAUUUUAUAGUUCGCUAACAGAUGAAAACAUCUCUAAAGAUAUGUACCACCAUGCGCAAAACGUUUGGCAAUCAUUUGAUAUUAAAAAUAUUUUGGAAUAUAGCUUGUUAUACAUGAAGACCGAUAUAAUGUUGUUAACUUGCAUCUUUGAAAAUUUCCGACAAAAAUGCCGAGGUACAUACAGUCUUGAUCCUGCCUGGUACUACACUAUGCCAGGUUUUUCGUGGGAUGCCAUGCUUAAAUAUACAGGUUGCAAAUUGGAGUUGCUGCAGGAUAUCGAUAAAAUCAUGUUUAUCGAAAAAUCUAUUCGAGGUGGAAUUAGUCAAGUGAGUAAUCGAUACUCGGAGGCUAAUAACAAAUAUAUGCCAUCUUACGACUCCUCAAAGCCCAGCAAGUAUGUGGUGUAUUUAGAUGUCAAUAAUCUUUACGGCUGGGCAAUGUCCCAGUGUUUACCAUAUGCAAAGUUUGAGUGGGUGGACACUAACAUCGAUGUUCUUAGUAUUCCUGACGAUGGUGAUACAGGGUACAUACUACAAGUUGACUUGGAGUACCCCGAACACUUGCAUGAUUUACACAAAGAUUUUCCAUUUUGUUGCGAACACCAAGUUCCACCGGGAUCUAAUUUUAAGAAGCUUAUGACUACGCUCCAUAAUAAAACGGAGUACACUUUGCAUUACCGUAACCUCAAAUAA
This is a messenger RNA of Diabrotica virgifera virgifera (western corn rootworm), 2208 nucleotides long. RefSeq lists its product as uncharacterized. The coding region runs from base 1 to 2208 and encodes 735 amino acids. Gene Ontology annotation, biological process: DNA replication. The transcript has a single exon. Gene Ontology annotation, molecular function: DNA binding; DNA-directed DNA polymerase activity; nucleotide binding. The record is from RefSeq and is a predicted model, not a curated record. Lineage: Eukaryota; Metazoa; Arthropoda; Insecta; Coleoptera; Chrysomelidae.